AUGCGCAGGGCCAGGAGAGUGGGCAGCGUGGCGGAGGCGGCGGGACAAUGGCGGCGGCUGGAGCGGGAGGCGGGCCGUCGGCGCCUGCGGCGGCUUAGCGGGAGGCCCCAGGUCGGUGGGCUCGGCCGCCUCCUCUUCAGCCACCGCCAGCAGUGCCACCAGCAGCACCAGACGCCGCUGCGCCUCCUGACCAGCCCGCCCGCCUGGAGGGGAGGCCGAGGCCGCCACCCAUGCCCUGAGAGAAGCAAAGCGGAGCUACAAAGCUUCUUGGGGGUGCUCAACUUUUACCAUUCCUUCCUCCCCCACAAGGCUGCCCUCGCGGAGCCCCUUCACCGGCUGCUGGACAAGAAUGCCCCUUGGGUUUGGGGCAAACGACAGGCCGCCGCGUUUCAGGCGGUCAAGGACGUCCUGGUGUCCAAUGCGGUGCUCCACCAUUUUGACGAGGCCCUCCCCGUCAUCCUGGCAUGCGAUGCGUCGCCGUAUGGGGUGGGGGCAGUCCUGGGGCAUCAGCUGCCAGAUGGGAGGGAGGUACCGGUCGCAUACUACUCCCGCACGCUCACCCCAGCCGAGCGCAACUACGCGCAGAUCGACAAAGAGGCCUUGGCAAUCGUAGCGGGGGUCCGCAAGUUCCAUGAGUACCUAUAUGGGAGACGGUUCACAAUUGCCACAGACCACAAGCCCGCCGCACACAAGGGCUGCAUACUAUGGGGCAGUAGGGUAGUGAUUCCGCCCCCGCUCCAAAGGCGUGUUUUAGAAUCCCUACACGAGACUCACCCCGGCAUAGUGCGAAUGAAGGCUCUGGCCAGAAGCUACGUCUGGUGGCCGGGAAUGGACGGGGAGAUCGAGAGCUGGGUCCGCAGAUGCCAGACCUGCCAGGAAUCGCGGCCCGAGCCGCCCAGCGCCCCCGUCACUAGGUGGGAGUCCACCCGGAAACCAUGGUCGAGACUCCACAUCGACUUUGCGGGCCCCUUCCAGGGGCAAACCUUCAUCAUAAUAGUGGACUCCUACACCAAAUGGCUGGAGGUCAUCCCCGUAGGGUCCCCCUCGUCCACAGCCGCGGUCAGAGCUCUGCGCAGGGUCCUAUGCACACACGGCAUCCCGGACACCAUAGUCUCUGAUAACGGGGCCGCCUUCACCUCAGCCGACUUCCAGGCGUUCCUGCAAAGAUAUCUGAUCAGGCACAUAAGGUCGGCUCCCUUCCACCCGGCCACCAACGGCCAGGCAGAGCGGAUGGUCCGCACAACAAAGGAGGCCCUCGGC
Heteronotia binoei (common prickly gecko) is the source of this 1260-nucleotide messenger RNA. RefSeq lists its product as uncharacterized. Gene Ontology annotation, biological process: DNA integration. Lineage: Eukaryota; Metazoa; Chordata; Lepidosauria; Squamata; Gekkonidae. The annotation marks the transcript as partial. Gene Ontology annotation, molecular function: nucleic acid binding. The transcript is spliced from 3 exons. The record is from RefSeq and is a predicted model, not a curated record.